This is a messenger RNA of Aspergillus heteromorphus CBS 117.55, 3060 nucleotides long. Its product is annotated as endoplasmic reticulum calcium ATPase. Bases 275 to 2869 code for a protein of 864 amino acids. The transcript is spliced from 3 exons. Gene Ontology annotation, molecular function: ATP hydrolysis activity; ATP binding; P-type calcium transporter activity. The record is from RefSeq and is a predicted model, not a curated record. Gene Ontology annotation, biological process: intracellular calcium ion homeostasis; calcium ion transmembrane transport. Gene Ontology annotation, cellular component: membrane. NCBI's taxonomy places the organism in Eukaryota, Fungi, Ascomycota, Eurotiomycetes, Eurotiales, Aspergillaceae.
CUCUCCUCUUCUAGAUCCUUCCUGGCUUUGGGGACCAGAAAAAAGUACUGACUGAUUUGACUGAUUAAUUAUUGUUAUAUUACCGCUACUCUUAGGUCCCAAGCUUCCGGCCACUUGGCGUCCAUGUCUUGAUCUGGGUUAUCUCCCCGGUCUCGUCGCUCCGCCUCCUCCUUCUUUCUUCCCUUCUCCGAUCCGUCCCUCUCUCCUCUCUUUCUUUUCCCUCCUCCCUAUUGCUCCCCAUCUUGGUCACCUCACGGUUUCAUUGGGGUCCAAUAUGGAGCAUUCCUAUCUCUCUUCCCCAGCGGAAGUGCUGGACCAUUUCAGUGUCAAAGAAGACUCUGGUCUGUCGCAAAGCCAGGUCUCUCAAUCGAGAAAAAGCCAUGGCCCCAACGCCCUUGCGGAAGAACCCCCGACCCCUCUUUGGCAGCUUGUGCUCGAACAGUUCAAGGACCAGCUGGUCUUGAUUCUGCUGGGCUCCGCCGCCGUGUCCUUUGUUUUGGCGCUUUUCGAAGAAGGCGAUGACUGGUCCGCCUUCGUUGACCCCGUUGUGAUCCUGACGAUUCUGAUUCUGAAUGCCGUGGUUGGUGUGACCCAAGAGAGCAAUGCCGAGAAGGCCAUUGCUGCUCUUCAGGAAUAUUCUGCGAACGAAGCUACGGUUGUCCGCGACGGUACUACCCAGCGCAUCAAGGCGGAGGAUCUGGUCCCCGGAGAUAUUGUUCAUGUUGCAGUUGGGGACCGCGUCCCAGCUGACUGCAGACUGCUUGCCAUCCACAGUAAUAGCUUCCGGGUCGAUCAAGCCAUCCUGACCGGUGAAAGUGAGAGUGUGAGCAAGGACGCCCGGACCGUUCACGACAAACAAGCUGUCAAGCAGGACCAGACCAACAUGCUCUUUUCGGGCACGACUGUUGUUAAUGGACGCGCUACAGCCAUUGUGGUCUUGACUGGUGGAUCCACUGCGAUUGGUGAUAUCCACGAGAGCAUCACCUCCCAGAUCUCCGAGCCGACCCCGCUGAAGCAGAAACUCGAUGACUUCGGUGACAUGUUGGCCAAGGUUAUUACUGUCAUUUGUAUUCUGGUGUGGCUCAUCAACAUUGAGCACUUCAACGAUCCGUCUCACGGUGGUUGGAGCAAGGGAGCCAUCUACUAUCUCAAGAUCGCAGUGUCUCUCGGCGUGGCAGCCAUCCCGGAAGGCUUGGCCGUUGUCAUCACCACCUGUCUCGCUCUCGGCACCCGCAAGAUGGCUCAGAAAAAUGCAGUGGUCCGUUCGCUUCCCUCCGUGGAAACUUUGGGUAGCUGCAGUGUGAUCUGCUCCGACAAGACCGGAACUCUGACUACCAACCAAAUGAGUGCGGACAAGCUCGUUUAUCUCAGCCCCUCUGGAAGCGGUUUUGAGGAGAUUGACAUUGAAGGCACCACUUUUGCGCCCGAGGGUAGACUCUUGAGCCGUGGCACGGAACUCCAGAACAUCGCCGUCUCCUCAGCCACUGUUCGGCAAAUGGCCGAAGUCAUGGCUCGCUGCAACAGCGCAACUCUGGCCCAUGAUGCGAAGAACGGACACUUCUCCUGUAUCGGUGAGCCUACCGAGGGCGCGCUGCGUGUCUUGGUCGAAAAGAUUGGCACCGAAGAUGCUGCUACUAAUGCGAAGUUGCUACGCCUCCCCGCCUCCCAGCGACUCCACGCUGCGAGUGCGCACUACGAAGCUCGCCUUCCCUUGAAGGCAACUUAUGAAUUCUCGCGUGACCGGAAGAGCAUGUCCGUCCUUAUUGGCGAGGAUGAACAGAAGUUACUGGUCAAGGGUGCCCCCGAAUCUAUCCUCGAGCGCUGCUCCCAAGUUAUCGUUGGAGCCGAUGGGCGCCGUGUAUCACUCACCAAGGAACACCAAAACCUGGUCUCCGCCGAGGUCGUGGAGUACGGAAAUCGCGGUCUUCGCGUGAUGGCUCUGGCCAGCGUUGAUGGCGUUGGCAACAACCCUCUUUUGCACAGCGCUCAAACCUCGAAGGACUACGCUCAAUUGGAACAGAAUAUGACAUUUAUCGGCCUUGUUGGUAUGCUUGAUCCUCCCCGGGUUGAGGUUGCCGCCUCGAUCACGAAAUGUCGGGAGGCCGGUAUUCGGGUUAUCGUUAUCACUGGCGACAACCAGAACACCGCCGAGUCAGUCUGCCGUCAGAUUGGUGUCUUCCGCGAAGGCGAGGAUCUUACAGGCAAGAGUCUUACUGGAAGGGAAUUCGAUGGUCUGACCGACGCGGAGAAGCUCGAAGCGGCCAAGACCGUGUCUUUGAUCUCCCGUACCGAGCCUAGCCACAAGUCCAAGCUGGUUGAUAUCCUCCAAUCCCAGGGUCACGUCGUCGCUAUGACGGGUGACGGUGUCAACGAUGCGCCUGCUUUGAAGAAGUCAGAUAUUGGUGUGGCCAUGGGAACAGGAACUGAUGUUGCCAAGCUUGCCGCUGAUAUGGUUUUGGCUGACGACAACUUUGCAACUAUCACUGUGGCCGUCGAAGAGGGACGUUCCAUCUACAGCAACACCCAGCAGUUCAUCCGUUAUCUCAUCUCCUCGAACAUCGGUGAAGUCGUGUCGAUCUUUUUGACCGCCGCCUUGGGCAUGCCGGAAGCCUUGAUUCCCGUGCAGCUUCUCUGGGUCAAUUUGGUCACCGACGGUUUGCCUGCCACAGCUCUGUCCUUCAACCCUCCCGACCAUGACGUGAUGAGACGGGUUCCCAGAAAGCGCGACGAGCCUCUGGUCGGCGGCUGGCUCCUUUUCAGGUACAUGGUGAUUGGUACAUACGUCGGGGCGGCUACUGUCUUUGGCUAUGUCUGGUGGUUUGUCUACAACCCCGAGGGCCCUCAGAUCACCUUCUGGCAACUGGUAUGAAAGACCCGACAUCUUUUCGAAAUGGUUUUACCUAACACACAGUUUACUAACUUGGCAUGCAGUCUCACUUCCACAAGUGCUCCUCCCAGUUCCCUGAGAUCGGUUGCGAGAUGUUCGCAAGCGACAUGUCGAAGUCCGCGUCCACUGUCUCUCUUUCCAUCCUGGUUGUCAUUGAGAUGCUCAACGCCAUG